AGUUUGUUGGUGAAUGCUUUAUCACUGUCGGCGAGAAACAUAGCACGUUGUACAACAGCACAUAGUUGAACUUAAAACGAUGUACAACGUAAAGAAAUUAUAAUUUUACUCUUCGAUUUUAGAACGACAAGCCUGUGUCAAAAGACCAGGACGGAUGAAGAGCAACCGACGUGACAGCACACGAUUGUUUACCAUUUGUUUUGGGUCUCUUCAACGGAAAUAACCAGCUUGCAGUGCUCGUCAAAAAGUUGUGUGAAAAGGUUGUGAUUAUUAAGGAGUUUUUUUUUGCGUGCAGUACAUUAACAUGCAAAGAUCUAAAUACGCUAGCAAUAGGGUUUCCAGUUUAGCAAAUCGAUUAUGGGAGCAAUGUUUGAAAGAAGUAGAAGAGGAAAUGCGGCUUGAAGAUUGUAAACGCAUGCGUUUGGUACCGAGAGGUAAUGUUUUCAGAAUUUGGAAUGUGUUCAUAGGCACAGUCAGAAAUGAAUUGCGUUAUCACUGCAAUAGCAUAUCACUAAUCAAUGGAUGCUGAUUAUUACGAUUCACAUGAUACAAUUUUGUUAGUAUCUGAUUUUUACACCAUUCCUCAAACAGGAUGGAUACAUCAGGCUUGGAGGUACAAAACGAAAAGUAGAGCCUCCUAUCCAAGUACGUAGAGGUACAUCAAUUACGAAAGCCUCAUCACACACCGACCAUGAAAAUCAGCAUAUUACAAAACAUGGACAAAACCCCCCAGAAGAACAACAACAUAUGGCGCCUGACGAAGAGGAUGCUUUGGCAGAACAUUUUCUACAACGGCAUCAACGCGUUGUGAUAGAAAAACAGGACUCUCAUCAACAAGACAUCUCUGAACCAAAGCAACAAGUUGUAAAUGACGAACGGGACCCUCUCGAGCAUGAUUUGACCGAACAACAUCAACACAUCGUGAAAGAAGAACGGGACCCUCUUGAGGAAAGCUUGCCUGAAAAAAAGCCAUUGGAGGUGAAAGAGGAACAGGAUCCUCUCGAAGCACAUUUGCCUGAACAAACGGUUAUAAAGACUGAGUGUGAUGAUGACCAAGAAGCGACUCAAUCGUUUGACGCCAAAUUGCAAUACUGGGCAAUGACGCACCAAAUACAGCCAGCAGCACUCGAUGCAUUGCUGGUACUACUGCGACAGAGUAACAUCUUUGAGCUCGCAACAGAUAAAUAAAUGCGUUUUGG
Molecule: messenger RNA, 1199 nt
Organism: Anopheles moucheti
Lineage: Eukaryota; Metazoa; Arthropoda; Insecta; Diptera; Culicidae
Exons: 1
Coding region: 748-1188 (146 amino acids)
Source: RefSeq, a predicted model, not a curated record